AUUAGUUAACAUUUCACUCGACACAUAACAAGCAUCCUUACACUUAUGUACAUUAGUCUCUUCACACGCGGGCCUACACAGAAACCAAAAUUGAUUGAAAGAUGAGUUCCAGCGACACCGGGACAGGCGGCUGUGGAAUAUGCGAGAGAAAAUUCUUGGAAAAUGGACGAAGCAAGCGCCGCUUGGCCUUGCUCUCCUUACUCAUCAUAUCAUUCAUUGCCGCAACCGUUGGCGACGAGGAUGCAGGCAAAGGUGGAAAUAGUUCGGGUUCGGGCUCCGAUACUCCUGCGGAUUAUUGGCGCGUGGGCUACGAGGGACACGGCACAACGCACGAGCAGGUGGGACAGGUGCACUUUCCUCCCGUGACUUACACCAAAUUCGAUGCGUUCUACAAUUAUUCGCACGAUCCGACAUCGACCACAAAAGCCGUGAAUCCCAUUUAUAAUUUCACGCACUUUAUCUUUGAUGCGGUGAUGACCGACGAGCCAGCCCUGCCGCCCGGCUACGUUGGGGUAAUGAAGGAGAACGUUUUGGUACUUGGUCGUAAUGUGGAGCGGAACGAGUGGUCACUGCUGAUGAGUCGUUACUGGCUGGUUCUUUUCUUUGUGAUAUUCAUCUUGUCCGCUAUAAUUUCCAUUCCAUUCAUUGCUGUCUGCUAUUGCUGCUUCUGCUGCUGUCUACGGUGCAAGCAGGGCUGUGUCCAGUGCAUGGCAGCGACGGACCGCAGGCGGCGGCUGUGUUGUGGAUUUUGCCUCUUUGUGAUUAUCCUUGGAAUGAUUGCUGGCCUCGCCAUUGCGUUUGUGACGAAUAAAUUCUUGGAUCGUGGAUUGGAGCAGUCAAGAGUGACAAUGCGACGUAGCAGCGAGGAUACUUGUACCUUUUAACGAAUGUCGCCGACCAUGUCCACCAUCUGUUGGUGUUCAACUUUCAGGAACUGGA
Messenger RNA from Drosophila subobscura, 939 nucleotides. Its product is annotated as prominin-like protein. Bases 102 to 884 code for a protein of 260 amino acids. Gene Ontology annotation, cellular component: membrane. The record is from RefSeq and is a predicted model, not a curated record. NCBI's taxonomy places the organism in Eukaryota, Metazoa, Arthropoda, Insecta, Diptera, Drosophilidae. The transcript is spliced from 4 exons.